AUGACAAUUUCGUCCAAUCCAGAUUUUCUUAAUGUUCAACUGUUUCUUCUAAGCAAAACUACCCCCGUCCUCCUCCUCUAUCAGCUGCAUUCAGCACUUUCCCAAGAACUGGCUAACUCACAAGAAGUUCUGGCAGAAAUCACUGCACCAAAGCUACCAACAUCGACAAAAAAGAACCAAGACGUGGUUCUUGCUUUCUAUGAAGCCUUAAAGUCACGUGACGUGGACACGGUACACAAGAUCCUAGCCAACGAUCUUGAGUGGUGGUUCCAUGGCCCGCCGUCUCACCAGUUUAUGAUGCGCCUUCUUACUGGUGAAAAAAAAGACAACGACGUGCCGUUUGAAUUCUCCCCUAUCUCCAUCACCUCUUUUGGGAACCUUGUGGUUGUUGAAGGGUGUAAUACAAGCCGUUCCAUUUCCUGGGUGCACGCUUGGACUGUUACCGAUGGGAUAAUUACCCAGGUUAGAGAGUACUUCAAUACUUCUCUUACUGUUACUCGUCUUGGAAAUCAAUCACAACCGUCAGAUUUUAAGACAAAUUCAUCAUCAACGGGCGAGAUAUCUCUGUUGCAUUGCCCAUCCAUCUGGGAGAGCACCCUAUCCAAUCGGGUCGGUAAGUCCGUGCCGGGUUUGGUUCUGGCUAUUUGA
Messenger RNA from Populus euphratica (Euphrates poplar), 648 nucleotides. RefSeq lists its product as uncharacterized. The record is from RefSeq and is a predicted model, not a curated record. The transcript has 2 exons. The coding region runs from base 1 to 648 and encodes 215 amino acids. NCBI's taxonomy places the organism in Eukaryota, Viridiplantae, Streptophyta, Magnoliopsida, Malpighiales, Salicaceae.